CGACGAAGUAGUUUGCUCUUCCAGUGAAAGGCUCAUUCAUCAUGUCGAAUAAACAACCCACCGUCAAUGACAAGGGCCCUGAGCCUAACCCCAGGGAGGAUCCUGGCACCCAAAGGGAGGACGUGGACGAUAGCAUGAACAGUGAGCAUGGCCCCGAGCCCAACUUAAGACGUAACCUGCCUCACUCGCGACCGGCCGUGCCUCCAAAUCGAGAACGUUUGCCCUCCCUGAGAAAAGACUUACCCCCUGUAGGACGAGUCUUACCCCCUCUGACACCAGCCGUGCUAGUGAAGAGAGACCCACCGCCUCCUACUCGACAAGCCGUGGGGACUCAAGCAUCCCCCCUCAAGGGACAGGCAUUGGCUCCGAAGGGACAAGCUGUACCCCCGAAGGGCCGAAUCUUACUCCCUAAGGGACAAGCUCAGGGACAAGCACUACUCUCAAAGGUCCCUGAAUUACUCCCUAACAGACAAGCCAAACCCAGGCCGGGCCAAAUCUUCACCCCCAUGGAACAAGUCUUUCUCCCCAGGGGCCCAAGAUUAGCCCCCAUGGGCCAAGCCAGCCCAGAUCCCACGGGUCAACAACAACCAGCAUCAGCAUCAUCAUCAACACCACCACCACCCCUUACCCCAUUCCAGCAAGCCGCGAUGGGACAAAACUUACCAAUCUUCAGCCAACCCAUCCCCUCCAUUGGCCCCGCCUUGUCCCUCGUGGGGAUCGCCUGGAAUCCCACCGAAGGCACCCCCCAUUCUCUCACGGGCAGUCCGCUGGACACACACAUUUCCAUCACCACCCGGUUCGUCGACCCCGAGACCGGACGAUACCUGGGGUAUGUGGGCCUCUCCUCCAACCGGGGCACACCCACGGACUUCAGCAACCUCUUCACCGCCACCGCCCGCCUCCCGCCGGCCCACUGCCCGAUACUGACCGUGAAUGUCGAAGUGGACCUCGCGGCAAUUGCCAAGGACUGGGCGCCCGUCGAGGAAGCGCUACGCAGGGCCUGGGCGGAGUACAAGCAUGUGUAUGCACCGCUGCGCGGGCGGCGGAUGGGGGCGGCGGUGCUGUACCAGCGACAACGAUUCCUGCGGUUCUAUCUCGAGGAGCUGGAUCCGGUGAAUAAUGGCCGGGCGUUCCUGUGGAAGUCCGAGGCGGAGAAGAAGGAGAUUGUCUGGGAUGAGAAGAAUCUGAAGCAGAUUAAUCGGGCGACGCGGGCGUUUGAGGCGUUGUUGGUGGGGACGGAUGGGAUGUGA
This is a messenger RNA of Aspergillus saccharolyticus JOP 1030-1, 1250 nucleotides long. RefSeq lists its product as uncharacterized. The transcript has a single exon. Bases 42 to 1250 code for a protein of 402 amino acids. The record is from RefSeq and is a predicted model, not a curated record. Lineage: Eukaryota; Fungi; Ascomycota; Eurotiomycetes; Eurotiales; Aspergillaceae.